This is a messenger RNA of Eruca vesicaria subsp. sativa (arugula), 617 nucleotides long. The record is from the annotation of a GenBank genome assembly. NCBI's taxonomy places the organism in Eukaryota, Viridiplantae, Streptophyta, Magnoliopsida, Brassicales, Brassicaceae.
CUUUCUCUUUUUUUCUUUUCUUUCUAUUGUAAAAAAUGAAUCCUUCUCAAAGCCCUAGCCCUAAUGUCACGUUCUUCUCCGGUGAUAACUCUAUUUAUCCUUUCAUGGAUAAUCUCGAGUUCUCUAGUUUGAUGUUUGGUAUUGAUGAAGGAGGCAACAAUGGUUUGAAACAGCAGGAAGCUUCACCUCCGACAAGCAUCGUUUCGUCGGAGGCCUUUACCGGCGAAUAUGGCGAAUCCGGCAGCAGUAAAAAGGAAUCAACGGGAAGUAAAGAUGGUGAGAAGAAGGAGAUGGGUGAUCGAGUAGCAAUUAGAACGAGAUCAAAGAUUGAUGUGAUGGAUGAUGGUUACAAGUGGAGGAAGUAUGGGAAGAAAUCUGUCAAGAACAACACUAACAAGAGGAACUACUACAAAUGCUCAAGUGAAGGUUGCAUGGUGAAGAAGAGAGUAGAAAGAGAUUGUGAAGAUGCAGCUUAUGUGAUUACAACCUAUGAAGGAGUCCAUAACCAUGAGAGUCCCUCACAUGUCUAUUACAAUGACAUGGGUUUGUCUUAUGAUCAUGAUAAUUGGAAACAACACUCUCUUCUUCAAUCUAUCCAAAUAUAUCCUCCAUCUUGA